AGACAGAAAUUACUUCCGGGGUAAAAUAAACCAUCACAGACGGAACAAGCUGAUGAUUCGGGUUCUGGGAGUUUAUUACGUAGAACCCGGUGUUAGUUCGGCACCAAACCCAAACGACUCCUGAAAUCACCACUGGAAGGAGUCAGUCGGACAUCAUGAGGGAAGAUGAAGCCAACCAUCCUGCUUCUUCUGUUGGUCCUUCUCGCCGCAGCAGGGCUAAACCGAGCCCAGUUCAAGACCUCUCACCUGGAUCUGUCCGGGAUCCUCCCGAGCCUCAGCCGACCGGCCAACCACAGCCGGAUCUUCUACGCUGUGAUGUUUGACGCGGGGAGCACGGGGACGCGUAUCCACGUCUACACCUUCAUCCAGAGCUACUCAGAGCAGCUGCCUGUUUUGGACAAUGAGAUGUUCCAUUCCAUAAAGCCGGGUUUGUCAGCAUACGCCGACUACCCUGAAACGGCCGGUGAAACAGUAAGGAUGCUGUUGAAGGUGGCCAAAAAAACAGUUCCUCGUGUGGACUGGAAGAGAACUCCUCUGGUCCUCAGAGCCACGGCUGGACUUCGCCUGCUGCCUGCGGCCAAAGCCCAGGCACUUCUGGACCAGGUUCAACAUGUGUUUGACGAAUCCCCGUUUUUGGUGCCAGACAACGGCGUCAGCAUUAUGAACGGCACAAACGAAGGCAUUCUGGCUUGGAUUUCUCUGAACUUUCUAACAGGUCAUCUGAACUCACACGCCAAGAACACUGUGGGAAUCCUGGAUUUGGGAGGAGGGUCCACACAGAUCACGUUCCUGCCCAAUCUGAAGAAAACAAUUGAGAGUGCUCCCAAGGAGGACUAUGUUGCCAGAUUUGAUUUCCUCAACUCAACGUUUGAACUGUACACUCACAGUUAUCUUGGAAAUGGACUAAUGGCUGCCCGACUCGCCACUCUGGGUGCUCUGGGCGCGGAAGGGUUGGAGUGGCAGGUUUUUAAAAGUUCCUGCCUGCCGAGUAAGUUCAGGGAUGAUUGGAGCUUCGGAGGUCUUACCUACCAAGUGAGCGGAGACCCAGAUGGUCACGCAGGAUACAAGCUUUGCUAUCAGGAGGUACUUAAAGUGGUGAAGGGGAUUAUUCAUCAGCCAUACGAGCUCCAAGACAGCAAUGUGUUCUACGCGUUCUCCUAUUACUUUGACAGAGCCGUGGAUGCAGGCCUUAUCAAUAAUGUCCAAGGAGGAAUGCUGCAGGUCAGAGACUUUAAGAAGAGAGCUAAAGAGGUGUGCAAUAAGAUGACCAAGUACCCGCCUGACAGUCCUUUCCUGUGCAUGGACCUGACCUACAUCACUUGUCUGCUAAAGGACGGCUUUGGCUUCAAGGACAGCACUGUCUUGCAGUUAACCAAGAAAGUGAAGAAUGUUGAGGCUAGCUGGGCUCUAGGUGCCAUGUUGGACCACUUUCACAACCUGAAGAUCCACUAAGGAGCAGUGAAGAACAAACGGCGGCUGACCUAUAUGGUGCUCACCUUCAGACACAUUCAAUCUUUACCAUCUUUUCUAAACGCGUACGUCUGCCAGCAGCUGACAGAAAUAACUUUGUAUUAAAUUUGAACAGACUUUAAGAAGCUAUAUCUCUCAGGUGUCAAUAUAUUCUGCUGUAAAUCUGUAAAGUAUUGCAUUAGCGAGAGCCGGUGAAGCACUGGAGGCUGAAUAAAAGAUGUCAUCUGAAACUG
Molecule: messenger RNA, 1703 nt
Organism: Girardinichthys multiradiatus
Lineage: Eukaryota; Metazoa; Chordata; Actinopteri; Cyprinodontiformes; Goodeidae
Gene: entpd5b
Product: ectonucleoside triphosphate diphosphohydrolase 5b
Exons: 14
Coding region: 166-1452 (428 amino acids)
Biological process (GO): nucleoside diphosphate catabolic process
Cellular component (GO): membrane
Molecular function (GO): UDP phosphatase activity; GDP phosphatase activity
Source: RefSeq, a predicted model, not a curated record